Molecule: messenger RNA, 1392 nt
Organism: Lasiodiplodia theobromae
Lineage: Eukaryota; Fungi; Ascomycota; Dothideomycetes; Botryosphaeriales; Botryosphaeriaceae
Product: Scramblase
Exons: 2
Coding region: 1-1392 (463 amino acids)
Biological process (GO): plasma membrane phospholipid scrambling
Cellular component (GO): plasma membrane
Molecular function (GO): phospholipid scramblase activity
Source: RefSeq, a predicted model, not a curated record
AUGUCGAUCCUAGCCAAUUCCACAAUUGUCAUCCAAAGGCAGCUGGAAAUGAUGAACGUACUCCUAGGUUUUGAGCAAGCCAAUAGAUACGUCAUCAUGGAUGGCCAAGGUAACCACAUUGGCUACUUGGCUGAGCGGGAGAACGGAUUCGGAGGCACAAUGGCAAGACAAAUGUUUAAGACGCAUAGAAGUUUUACAACACACGUCUUCGACAAAAAUGAGCGAGAAGUUCUGAGGUUCCACCGCCCUUUCAGCUGGAUCAACUCUAAGAUCCGCAUCUACGACUGUAUCAACGGCACCGACCAAGAAUAUGCUCCAACUGAUGCCCUUAACGGCACAAGCGUCACAUCGCUCGUCUCUCAAAGCACUGCACAGAUCUCCCCUCUCCCUCUGUCUGCCAUGCGCAUCAUCGGCGAAGCCCAACAACAAUGGGCGCCCCUGCGCCGCAAAUACAAUCUCUUCCUCGCUCGCGACGCCUCCACCAUAGUAGACGUCCCGCAGCUCACCGCCGGAGACCUCCCACUAUCCUCAUCCACAGCUCUCCAACCGGUUCCAUCCUCCGACAACAACGCGGCGGCAGACCACCAGUCCUUCCUCCAAUUCGCCCACGUCAACGAGCCAUGGCUAUCAUGGGACUUCACCCUGAUGUCAGACAGCAACCAGCUCCUCGGCAGCGUGAACCGCAACUUCGCCGGCUUCGCCCGCGAAAUCUUCACCGACACGGGCGUCUACGCGCUGCGCAUGGACGCCGCCGCGCUGGCGCAGGAACCGAAGCACCUGAUCUCGCACACCGGUGAGCAGAACCAAGGCGAGACGGGAUCAGUGGUCGAACACCACCAGCAACAACCAGGCAUGACGCUCGACCAACGCGCCGUCAUGCUCGCCACCGCCGUCUCCAUCGACUUCGACUACUUCUCCCGCCACUCGGGCGCCGCCGGCGGCUUCGGCCUCCCCAUCCCCAUCUGGCUCCCCGGCGGCGGUGGUGCCGCAGCGGAAGGCGCGGCAGCCGGUGGCGCGGCUGAAGGCGUCAUCGCCGGCGAAGCGGGGGCUGGUGCGGCGGGCCGCGCGAUCGGAGGCGUCGCGUCGUCGGAAAGCGUGGGCGCCGGCGUGGCGGGCGCGGGGACGAUGGUCGGGUACGAGGCCAUGCAGCGGGGGAGGGCGGGGCAGCAGCAGGGUGGCGCAGACGAUGCGAGCCCGGUUGCUAACAACGAGCCGUGGACGGACGGUGCGUCGGGGCAGGGUCAGGGCCAGCAGCAAGGAGGAGACGUCUGGGGGGAGCAGGACCCGUGGGGUGGUUGGGGGAAGGGAGGUGAUGGGCCGCCGCCAAGUGGUGGAAGUAGUGGAGGAGGAGGUGGUGACGGUGGUGGGUUCGACUGGGGUGACUUUUUCUAA